GAGCGGAGCCGAGUGGAGCCGAGCCGAGCCGAGCCUGCUUCGCGGCGGCGGUUGGAGCGGCCCAUUCUCCCACCAUGAGGAGAACCGUGUCCGAGAUCCGCCCUCGGGCGGAGGGCUACGAGAAGACAGAUGAUGUUUCUGAGAAAACUUCCCUGGCUGACCAGGAGGAGGUCCGGACGAUAUUCCUCAACCAGCCGCAGCUAACCAAGUUCUGCAACAACCAUGUCAGCACUGCUAAGUACAAUAUUAUCACAUUCCUGCCAAGGUUUCUCUACUCCCAGUUCCGACGUGCCGCCAAUGCAUUUUUCCUUUUUAUCGCAUUGCUUCAGCAAAUCCCAGAUGUGUCCCCCACAGGGCGCUACACCACCCUGGUCCCCCUCCUGUUCAUCUUGACCGUGGCAGCCAUUAAGGAGAUAAUAGAAGACAUUAAGCGGCAUAAAGCAGAUAAUGCAGUGAACAAGAAACAGACACAAGUUUUGAGAAAUGGGGCUUGGGAGAUUGUUCACUGGGAAAAGGUAGAUGUUGGAGACAUAGUUAUAAUAAAAGGCAAAGAGCAUAUACCUGCUGACACUGUACUUCUGUCAUCAAGUGAGCCCCAGGCCAUGUGCUACAUUGAAACCUCCAACCUCGAUGGUGAGACCAACCUGAAAAUCCGGCAGGGUUUACCUGCAACAUCAAAUAUAAAGGACAUCGACAGUCUGAUGAGUCUUUCCGGGAGGAUUGAGUGUGAGAGCCCAAACCGCCAUCUCUAUGACUUUGUGGGGAACAUCCGACUGGAUGACCAUGGGACUGUUCCCCUGGGAGCCGAUCAACUCCUGCUCCGUGGAGCGCAGCUCAGGAACACCCAGUGGGUUCACGGGAUAGUGGUCUACACUGGGCACGAUACCAAGCUCAUGCAGAAUUCCACGAGUCCUCCGCUCAAACUGUCCAACGUUGAGCGAAUCACAAACAUUCAGAUCCUGAUUUUAUUUUGCAUCCUGAUGGCCAUGUCUCUGGUCUGCUCCAUUGGGUCGGUGAUUUGGAAUCAAAGACAUUCGGGAAGGGAUUGGUAUCUCAACCUCAACUAUGGAGGUGCCAGCAAUUCGGGCCUGAACUUCUUGACCUUUAUCAUUCUCUUCAACAACCUCAUUCCAAUUAGUUUGUUGGUGACUCUGGAAGUUGUCAAAUUUAUCCAGGCAUACUUCAUCAACUGGGAUGUGGACAUGCACUAUGAGCCCACUGACACCGCCGCCAUGGCUCGGACCUCCAAUCUCAAUGAAGAACUAGGCCAGGUAAAAUAUAUAUUUUCCGACAAGACCGGAACGCUGACCUGCAACGUGAUGCACUUUAAGAAGUGCACUAUUGCCGGAAUUGCAUACGGCCAUUUCCCUGAGCGUGAGGAUUGUGGCUACCCUUCUGAUGCCUGGCAGGGCGCCCAGAGCGGGGAAGAGAAAGCAUUUAGUGAUUCAUCAUUGCUGGAAAAUCUCCAGAACAAUCAUCCAACUGCGCCUAUUAUCUGCGAGUUUCUCACCAUGAUGGCUGUCUGUCACACGGCGGUCCCAGAAAGAGAAGGAGACAAGAUCAUUUACCAAGCUGCAUCUCCAGAUGAAGGAGCGUUGGUCAGAGCAGCCAAACAGCUGAAUUUUGUCUUCACGGGAAGAACACCCGAUUCAGUCAUUCUAGACUCACUUGGACAGGAAGAACGAUAUGAGUUGCUUAACGUCUUGGAAUUUACCAGCUCCAGGAAGCGGAUGUCUGUGAUUGUGCGCACGCCAUCAGGGAAGCUUCGACUCUACUGCAAAGGAGCGGACACUGUCAUCUACGAUCGCCUGGCUGAGAGCUCAAGAUACAAAGAAAUCACCUUGAAGCACUUGGAGCAGUUUGCUACAGAGGGGCUAAGGACUCUGUGUUUCGCGGUGGCGGAAUUGUCCGAGAGCGAGUUCCAGGAAUGGAGGGUCAUCUACGGGCGGGCUGCGGCUGCCAUCCAGAACCGGGCACUGAAACUCGAAGAGAGUUACGAGCUGAUCGAGAAGAACCUGCAGCUUCUUGGAGCCACGGCCAUCGAAGACAAAUUGCAAGAUCAAGUGCCUGAAACAAUAGAAACUCUGAUGAAAGCCGACAUCAAAAUCUGGAUUCUGACGGGGGACAAGCAGGAGACGGCUAUUAACAUUGGACACUCGUGCAAACUCCUAAAGAAAGACAUGGGGCUGAUCGUCAUCAGCGAGGGUUCACUGGAUAGUACACGGGAGAAGCUGAGCCAACACUGCACUAGGCUGGGGGACGCUUUGAGGAAGGAAAACGAUUUUGCUCUCAUUAUCGAUGGCAAGACCCUGAAAUAUGCUCUGACAUUUGGCGUUCGGCAGUACUUCCUGGACCUGGCUCUGUCCUGCAAGGCUGUCAUUUGCUGCAGGGUUUCUCCUCUCCAAAAGUCGGAAGUGGUGGAAAUGGUGAAGAAGCAAGUUAAAGUCAUAACUCUGGCCAUUGGUGACGGCGCCAAUGACGUCAGCAUGAUUCAAACUGCCCACGUUGGCGUGGGGAUAAGUGGAAACGAAGGGCUACAGGCGGCUAAUUCUUCUGACUAUUCUAUCGCCCAGUUCAAGUAUUUGAAGAAUUUGCUGAUGGUCCAUGGCUCCUGGAACUACAAUCGAGUGGCAAAGUGCAUCCUGUAUUGCUUCUACAAGAACAUUGUCCUCUAUAUUAUUGAGAUCUGGUUUGCCUUUGUCAAUGGCUUUUCCGGACAAAUCCUCUUUGAAAGGUGGUGCAUCGGCCUGUAUAAUGUGAUGUUUACAGCCAUGCCCCCGCUUACUCUUGGGAUAUUUGAGCGAUCAUGCCGGAAAGAGAAUAUGCUGAAGUAUCCUGAACUCUACAAAACUUCCCAGAACGCGCUGGACUUCAACACAAAGGUUUUCUGGGUGCAUUGUCUGAAUGGCCUCUUCCACUCCGUUAUUCUGUUUUGGUUCCCCCUAAAAGCCCUCCAAUAUGGAACAGUCUUUGGAAAUGGAAAAACCUCCGACUACCUGCUGCUGGGAAAUUGCGUUUACACUUUUGUUGUGAUCACGGUUUGCCUGAAAGCUGGAUUGGAGACAUCCUAUUGGACAUUGUUCAGCCACAUAGCCAUAUGGGGAAGCAUAGCCCUCUGGGUGGUGUUCUUCGGAAUCUACUCAUCACUGUGGCCAGCCAUCCCAAUGGCGCCAGACAUGUCUGGAGAGGCAGCCAUGCUGUUCAGCUCUGGCGUCUUCUGGAUGGGCCUGUUGUUCAUUCCCGUGACCGCCCUGCUGCUCGAUGUUGUGUACAAAGUAAUCAAGAGAGCCACCUUCAAAACCCUGGUGGAUGAGGUUCAGGAGCUGGAAGCAAAAUCUCAAGAUCCAGGAGCUGUAGUGCAUGGAAAAAGCCUGACUGAAAGAGCCCAACUGCUAAAGAACGUCUUUAAGAAGAACCACAUGAACCUGUACCGGUCGGAGUCUCUACAGCAAAACCUUCUCCAUGGGUACGCUUUCUCCCAGGAUGAGAACGGAAUCGUGUCCCAGUCGGAAGUCAUCCGAGCGUACGACACCACCAAACAAAGAGCGGAUGAGUGGUGAGGGGUCGCGGCUCGCCGGGGGGACUGGCCACCCCCACACCCGUCGCCAUGUCCGGUGCUCCCGACAACCGUGACGUUUUCCCUGGAGCCGGUUGGCACUCUCGGGUGCCUGAGGUGAAAGGAAGACCCAUCCCGAUCUCGUCAUACGGAGUUUGGGUUCGUGCCUCCCCCAGACACUGGUGCUGUGUGCUGCUCCCUAAACCCCACCCUUCUCUGAAGCUCCCACCCAACUCUUUGCGUAGUCUCUGCACCAGAGGAGGGGGAUGAGGAACACUGACUUUACGGCCAACUGGUGUCCACCUCGUUCCCCGGCCCAAACCCUGAGGACGUAGCUCCUGGCCUAUCACCAGCCACCUCAUCCGCUUCGCUGAGAGAGCCCAGUGGUCACGGAGGAGGACCUGGUGAUUGGGAGACUCACAUGGGCAAGGGUCUGUGGAACCAUAGUUUUCCCAGGGUCGACUCCCCUUGCUGAGCAAGGCCUCGCAACUGGGGGUCUGCAGGUGUGCGUCUGCGUGUGCGCAAGCGCGGGUGUCUGACUCCCCCGAUGAAUGUGCUGUUCCAGAGACAUUGCAGUCACUCCUGUCUCUUCGCAGGUGUCCUUGGCAGGGGAACCUAGAAAGAACGGGGCUCGCUUCUAACCCCGCUGGCAGAUCUGCAAGAGGCAUGUUUCAGACAGCGUCGCAAAGGCAGGCGGCCGCUCUGGCUCUUGCCGCAGAACUCUGCUGAUUUUGUACCUUUGGCCUUAGAUGUCUGCUUCUCUUGGUUUUUGUGUGUGCUCCCGUUGGUGUUCCCCUGCAGCUUCAGUGGGUCUGUCAUCUCUUAGUGUGUCAGAUUGUUUACGCUGAGUUGCACUCGAGGCUUGCCGCUCCUGCAGGGGGCUGUGCCCAUCACUAAGCUGGCCGUGUCACUCCCCCCUGCCACCCUCCCUGAGGUGGGUCCCUAACCCUCCCGUGGUGCCUAUGUGGGCACCUCCAUGCUCCUUAUCCUGCAUCCCACUCAUGAGACCCCCGAUGCCUCCCUCCAUUGAACUCAACUUCCAGGCGUCAGCAGGUCCCGAGGGGAGGAGACCCCAGCUGGGGGAUUCGGACUUGGCAAGGUUUGGGCCGAAGGAGCAGUGUGCCACUCCGUUUCAGGCAGCUCUGUCUUCUGGGAGCCAGUUGGAUGGUACACCCACGGCAACACCCUGCUGGGCUCCCCCAGCCUUCGUAGGGAAGCGGCUGAAUAUCUGAGUGAGUCCAAGAAGCAAGCUCCCUGCUUGGUUGUUCCAAAACCCACAGACUCAGAACCAUUCAGGGAAUGAACGGUGGGUCCCCUGUAGGCUAAGUGUACAGCAUCCAACUGAUCUUCCAGACCUGGCCAGAGGUGGGCCAAAGACCAUUCGUCUCCACUGGCAUCCUGCUUCCUCCUCUGUCUGGACUUGCCAGGCCUCCAUUAUCCUCAUGCUCGGGGGAUGGCUUGGCUCCUCAGCUUCCAGUGAGGGUGGCAGAGAUCCCCC
Molecule: messenger RNA, 5054 nt
Organism: Tachyglossus aculeatus (Australian echidna)
Lineage: Eukaryota; Metazoa; Chordata; Mammalia; Monotremata; Tachyglossidae
Gene: ATP8A1
Product: ATPase phospholipid transporting 8A1
Exons: 37
Coding region: 75-3560 (1161 amino acids)
Biological process (GO): phospholipid translocation
Cellular component (GO): plasma membrane
Molecular function (GO): ATPase-coupled intramembrane lipid carrier activity; magnesium ion binding; ATP binding
Source: RefSeq, a predicted model, not a curated record